AUGAGUCUUCUUGUAUCACGAAGCAGGAGGAACGUGUCGAGAAUCCUAAAACGAAGCGUACCCAGAUGUGUGCCUGUGUUGAGAAGAUCGUUUCACUCAUCUUCGUAUUUUCUACAAAAGAACAACGACAAUAAUGACUACGAAGCGCAAUUGAAGAAAGUAAGACAGAAGUUUGAAAAGAUGUUCAAGAGUCAAGAUCUACCGGUUGCAACGCUUCCUGAAAUCCAGCUUCCUAUCGAUCCAUUCGACAUAAGAUACCUCGACAGAAUGUCAACCGUUUAUGAGUUUAUGUUGCGAGAAUUCGAAAGAAAAUGUGACGAAUUUGAAAAAUCCGGUGGGAUAAUUAUGUUGGAGGAUAACUUGGCUGAAAAAGAAAUAAAGGAUAUCCAGGACGCGUUCACCAGACAGCACCCCAACUUCCUGCCAGUGACCAAAGAGGAGAUAUUGCAAACUGUUCGCAUUUAUUACGUCUUGUCAAAUAACUUAGAGUACUUGGAUCAAUUGAAAUUUAGCAAUAUGGAUGUUCAGAAAUUAUUAACAGCAUUUGACAAGGCAACGACCGAGACUCAAGACUUGAAUCCUUCCGAUAUCGCACGUGAGCUGAACCUCAAUCCCAAAUCAGUGCAACUUUGGUUUAGAAUAUUUAGUACACUUCUUUCAACACCCUUUGCGGUUGACGGAAAAAGAACAUUUGCACUUUGUCCCAACGAGUAUCAGAUCAUAAAUGAUUUCCAAAAGCUUAAGGAAGUUUUGAAACAAAGACACACAAACAGCGACCUAUUUUCUUCUUUCUUCAAGCAAGCAAGUGAGAACAACAAGAGCCAAAAGAAAGGAAACAAAAACAAAAAGGAAAAAGGACCGAUUAACAUAGAGGUUGAGUUUACCCCUAAACAAAUUGUCCAAGCAAUUGCGGUAAUACUACUUGUGGUGUUUUUUGUCUCCUACACCAAUGGAGACAAUGGUAAAGAGAUUACAUUCCAAGACUUUGUUGCCAACUACUUGAGUAAGAAUAUGGUUUCCAAAGUUGUGGUAGUAAACAACUCAGUUGCAUAUUUGGAGUUAAAUGAAAACGGCUUGCGUCAGAACCACACUGAAAAAUUGUAUUUCAGCAUCGGUUCUGUAGAAACUUUUGAACGUAACUUGAGAGAAGCGCAAGACAAGUACAGCAUCCCUUCUCAAAUGAGAGUUCCAGUGGUAUACACAACUAAAGGAAAUACGACAAAGUUUUUGAUCAACUUUUUGCCAACUGUACUCUUUUUGGGGGCAAUUUACUGGAUGACAAAGAAGGCUGCUUCGUCAAUGGGCGGAAUGGGACCCAUGGGUUUUGGAAAAUCUACCGCAAAGAAGUUUAACCAGGAAACUGAGGUAAAGACAAAGUUCAAGGAUGUGGCAGGUAUGGCUGAGGCCAAGCAAGAAGUCACAGAGUUUGUGAGCUUUUUGCAGAAUCCCGAAAAGUACGAAAAACUAGGUGCCAAGAUUCCUCGUGGUGCUAUUCUUUCAGGACCUCCAGGAACAGGUAAAACUUUACUUGCUAAAGCCACUGCCGGAGAAGCCGGUGUUCCGUUCUAUUCUGUUUCAGGUUCCGAAUUCGUUGAAAUGUUUGUGGGUGUCGGGGCUUCCCGUGUCCGUGACUUGUUUAAAACCGCGCGAGAAAAUUCACCUUCGAUUGUGUUUGUUGAUGAAAUUGAUGCUAUUGGUAAACAAAGAUCGAAGGGAAAUGCAACAGGUGCCAACGAUGAAAGAGAAACUACAUUGAAUCAAUUGUUAGUUGAAAUGGAUGGGUUUGAUAGCACUGACCACGUCGUCGUGUUGGCAGGUACAAACAGACCAGAUAUUUUGGACAGAGCAUUAUUGAGACCUGGAAGAUUUGACAGACAUAUACAUAUUGAUAAUCCUGAAUUACAAGGAAGGAAGGAGAUCUUUGAUGUCCACUUGAGAAAGAUUACAUUGGAGAAAGACGUUGAUCGAGAUUUAUCCGGAAGGUUGGCAGCUUUAACACCAGGUUUCUCUGGUGCCGACAUUGCCAAUGUCUGCAAUGAAGCCGCCUUGAUUGCAGCUAGGUAUAACGCUAAUGCUGUGACGUUGAGGCAUUUUGAGUUGGCCAUAGAGAGAGUCAUUGGUGGUGUUGAAAAGAAAUCUAAGUUGUUGAACCCCGAGGAACAAAGGAUAGUGGCAUUCCACGAAGCCGGCCAUGCCAUCUGUGGAUGGUUUUUGAAGCAUGCCCAUCCAUUGUUGAAAGUGUCUAUAAUCCCCAGAGGAAAAGGAACUUUAGGUUACGCUCAAUAUUUACCACCCGAUCAGUACUUGAUGUCAACUGCACAGUUGUACGACAGGAUGAUCAUGACUUUAGGUGGCAGAGUUUCGGAAGAGUUGCAUUUCGCUUCAGUUACUGGAGGUGCUCACGAUGAUUUCAAAAAAGUCACCAACAUUGCCCAGUCUAUGGUGUUACGAUUUGGAAUGUCGCCAAAAAUUGGUAUGGUGAAUUACUAUGACACCAGAUCGCAGGAUGAUUUAACCAAGCCGUUUAGUGAAGAGACCAGUCGAGAAAUUGACGCUGAAGUUAAAAGAAUUGUGCAAGAAUGCCAUGACAAAUGUAAGCAGUUAUUGACAGAAAAGGGCAAAGAGGUCAAGUUGGUAGCCGAAGAAUUGUUGAAGAAGGAGUUUAUCACCAGAGAGGAUAUGAUAAGGUUAUUAGGCAAGAGACCAUUCCCCGAGACUAACGAUGCCUUUGACAAGUAUCUUGAUGGGAAAGACGCUUUUAAAAAUAUAAAACCCGACAAUGAAAAGAAGGAUAGUGAAAAGGAUACAGAGGAAGAAAAAGAAGAUGAUGGGAAAAAAUGA
Molecule: messenger RNA, 2841 nt
Organism: Lodderomyces margitis
Lineage: Eukaryota; Fungi; Ascomycota; Pichiomycetes; Serinales; Debaryomycetaceae
Product: m-AAA protease subunit
Exons: 1
Coding region: 1-2841 (946 amino acids)
Biological process (GO): mitochondrial protein processing; protein-containing complex assembly
Cellular component (GO): m-AAA complex; membrane
Molecular function (GO): metalloendopeptidase activity; ATP hydrolysis activity; ATP-dependent peptidase activity
Source: RefSeq, a predicted model, not a curated record